AUGCAGAAUCUCCAAGCCGACUUACUUCCUGUACACCAAGGAGUCGCCGGGAUUUUAGAACGAUCCGCAGCAGAGUGGUUGACAAAAGACGAUCUGAUCACCCUGUUUAACCACCAUCGACUUCAUCCUUUGCCGCUCUCUACCGUCGUCGCUGGUCCUGCACCUCUGAAUGCAGGAAUUUUCAUCUACAAUAACAAGCCAAGGUUCACGGAUCACUAUGAUUGGAUAGAUGUUGAGGAAGAUAGAAGAAGAAAUUGUCGAUCAUAUCCUCUGGGAAACAACCAGGCUCCUAGGAUCAGAUGUGCAAUCGUCCAUUAUCGACUGAUAAACCACGCUCCAGUUGCUCCAGUUGCAAACGUAGAAGAUGAUGCCACGGACGAUGACGAAGAGGAAGCCGAAGCGGAGCAGAAUCAUGAUGUUGAGGAAAAUACUGAUUCAUCAGAUUCCGAGGACGAAGAAGAUUCGGAGGACGAAGAUCCUACAUAUCAACCUCCCAAAUCAUCUCAGCUCCACCUCUCGGGGCUUUUCUCUCGUUUUGGGGUCGGAGAAAUUAGGGCUUUUCUGGCUGUUCUGUUAAUGGCUACGACGCAAGGGCAGCAGACGGCGAUUGACCCGGCGGUUCUGGAUGAUAUAAUCAGGCGGCUCACGGAGAUCCGGUUAGCUAGACCAGGGAAGCAAGUCCAGCUCUCGGAGGCGGAGAUCAAACAGCUCUGCACUACAGCAAGAGAUAUUUUGCUUGAGCAACCCAAUCUGCUUGAGCUUGAGGCACCCAUCCAAAUCUGUGGUGACAUACAUGGACAAUACAGUGAUUUGCUGAGGCUGUUUGAGUACGGUGGCUUCCCUCCUAGUGCCAACUAUCUCUUUCUUGGGGGCUAUAUGGACCGAGGCAAACAGAGUCGUGAAACGAUACGUCUCACGGAGGUCCGGUUAGCUAGACCAGGGAAGCAAGUGGAGAUCAAACAGCUCUGCACUACAGCUAGAGAUGUUUUCCUUCAGCAACCCAGUUUGCUUGAGCUUGAAGCACCUAUCAAAAUAUGCGGUGACAUAGAUGGGCAAUACAGCGAUUUGCUGAGGCUGUUUGAGUACGGUGGCUUCCCUCCUAGUGCCAACUAUAUGGACCAAGGCAAACCGAGUCUUGAAACGAUACGUCUCUUGCUAGCUUACAAGAUCAAGUACCCAGGGAACUUUUUUCUACUAAGGGGAAACCACGAAUGUGCUUACGACGUGCGCAAAAGGAGGUUCAAUGUGAGAGUGUGGGAGGUUUUCACAGACUGUUUCAGUUGCCUUCCUGUUGCGGCACUCAUUGAUGACACGAUAUUGUGCAUGCACGGUGGACUUUCGCCGGAGCUCAACCAUUUGGAUGAGAUUAGAGGCUUGACACGUCCCACGAUGAUUCCUGACACCGGGCUGCUCUGUGAUUUGCUCUGGUCUGAUCCUGGUAAAGAUGUUAAAGGGUGGGGAGCGAAUGAUAGAGGCGUUUCGUAUACUUUUGGUCCGGAUAAAGUCUCUGAGUUUCUAACGAAACAUGACCUAGACCUUGUGUGCCGUGCCCAUCAGGUUGUGGAGGAUGGUUAUGAGUUUUUUGCUGAUAGACAACUUGUGACGGUGUUUUCUGCUCCUAACUACUGUGGUGAGUUUGAUAACGCUGGUGCGAUGAUGAGCGUGGACGAGAACCUCAUGUGCUCGUUUCAGAUUUUUAAGCCUGCUGAGAAGAAGGCCAAAUUCAUGAUGUCCACAAAGAUUUGA
This is a messenger RNA of Microthlaspi erraticum, 1746 nucleotides long. The record is from the annotation of a GenBank genome assembly. NCBI's taxonomy places the organism in Eukaryota, Viridiplantae, Streptophyta, Magnoliopsida, Brassicales, Brassicaceae.